This is a messenger RNA of Rhinolophus ferrumequinum (greater horseshoe bat), 2098 nucleotides long. RefSeq names its product serine protease 56 (gene PRSS56). Gene Ontology annotation, molecular function: serine-type endopeptidase activity. Gene Ontology annotation, biological process: proteolysis. NCBI's taxonomy places the organism in Eukaryota, Metazoa, Chordata, Mammalia, Chiroptera, Rhinolophidae. The record is from RefSeq and is a predicted model, not a curated record.
AUGCUGCUGGCUGUACUGCUGGUACUACUGCCUCUCCAAGACCCACGGUCUGCCCAGGGGCACCCACUGUACAUGCGCCUGCCGCCCAGCACCCUGCAAGGUGGGGUUCGGGGCUGCAGCAAGGAGGACAACUUUGCAAGACUUGUGCUGCAUGUCCUAGCAGCUCUGUCAGCCCAAGGGACGAAGGCCUUGCAGGCUGCCCAGAAGAGUGCCCAGUGGGCAGUAAAUCUAGUGGCGAUGGAGAUCCAGCACAGAUUGCGUGAGUGCCGAGGUUGUGCCAACCACACCACCCCGUGUUCUGGACCUUGGCAUCUUAGGCCUCAAGCCGCCUUCCUCCAGGACCCAGCUGAGCCAGGGCCCUGUGGCGAGAGGCUCCCGAGCACCGUCAAUGUGACACAGGCCCAAGGCCGCAUUAUGGGGGGCAGCGCGGCACCGCCUGGGGCCUGGCCCUGGCUGGUGAGGCUGCAACUCAGCGGGCAGCCUCUGUGCGGCGGCGUCCUGGUGGAGGCGUCCUGGGUGCUCACCGCCGCACACUGCUUCGCGGGAGCCCCGAACGCGCUUCUAUGGACGGUGAAGCUGGCCGAGGGGCCAUCGGGGGAACCGGAGGAGGUGCCGGUGAAUCGCAUCUUGCCCCACCCUAAGUUUGACCCGCGGACCUUCCACAGUGACCUUGCCCUGGUGCAACUGUGGACACCGGUGAGCCCCGCAGGGGCGGCGCGCCCCGUGUGCCUCCCCCAAGGGCCCCAAGAGCCCCCCGCCGGCACCACCUGCGCCAUCGCGGGCUGGGGGGCCUUCUUCGAAGAUGGGCCUGCGGCUGAGGCGGUGAGAGAGGCCCACGUGCCGCUGCUCAGCGCCGACACCUGCCGAAGGGCGCUGGGGCCUGGGCUGCGCCCCAGCACCAUGCUCUGCGCCGGUUAUCUGUCCGGGGGCAUCGACUCAUGCCAGGGUGAUUCUGGAGGCCCUCUGACCUGUUCUGAGACUGGCCCCCGCCCCAGGGAGGUCCUGUACGGAGUCACCUCAUGGGGGGACGGAUGCGGGAAGCCAGGGAAGCCCGGGGUCUACACCCGUGUGGCGGUGUUCAGGGACUGGCUCCAGGAGCAGAUGAGCGCGGCCCCCUCCAACCGCGAGCCCAGCUGCAGGGAGCUUCUGGCCUGGGACCCUCCGGAAAAGCCGCCGGCAGACGCCGCCACGCCCUGCGCUUUCUACGCCCAUCUGUGCCCGGGACCCGAGGGUGCCUGUGCGCCCCUGGCGCACAAGCAGUGCCUGCAGCGCCGGCGGCGAUGCGAGUUGCGCUCGCUGGCGCACACCCUGCUGGAGCUGCUGCGGGGCGCCCAGGAGUCGUUCGGCCCGCGCCCGGGGAUGCGGCGCCUCGCCUCAGUCCUGGCUCGCCCCACUCUGUCGCCCCGGGAGCCUCCCAGGCACCCCGCCCGCGAGCAGCGGCUGCACGCAGGAUCCUGGGCUGCAGGUGCGCGGUUCCGGAAGCGAAGGCCUGAGCCACUCGGGGACGCUUACGGCUGCCCUGGGCUGGAGUCCCUGCAGCACAAGUUGGCUACCCUCCAGGACACCCAUGCCUGGAUCCUACAGGUCCCCUUGGAGGGCCUGGUCAUGAACUUUCAGGAGGUCCUGGCGGAUCUGGGCUCCAAGACGAUAACGGGGCUGUUCGGAGCCUGGGUUCGGGCAGGCGUGGGAGGCCAGCGCGUUGCCUUCAGCGGCCUGGUGGGCCUGGAGCCGGCCACAUUGGCUCGAAGCCUUCCCCGGUUGCUGGUGCAGGCCCUGCAGUCCUUCCGCUUGGCUGCUCAGGCUGAGGCAGAGCCAGAGAGAGCCCGGAUGGGUGUGAGGCAGGGCAGGGGGCUGGGAGAGGAGGAGUAACACCCACCUGGCCUUCUGGUUUCCCCAGCCAGGUGGCCAUUAGCCAUGUCUGGGCCCCCAGCCCCUGGUCAGGACCUACUGCUCCUCGGGACUGGGAGGGUUCAGGGAGCCUGAUGAUAAACUGUCACUACCACAGGUGGCUGGGUGUGUGGGGUAGGACAGGGUCCUGGGCUCCAUAGGUUUUCCUAGAUGCGCCAUCAGAAAAGCACAGUUGCUUUAAUAAACGUUA